Plutella xylostella (diamondback moth) is the source of this 1819-nucleotide messenger RNA. It is a transcript of the gene Cjhbp, whose product is annotated as cytosolic juvenile hormone binding protein 36 kDa subunit. Lineage: Eukaryota; Metazoa; Arthropoda; Insecta; Lepidoptera; Plutellidae. The record is from RefSeq and is a predicted model, not a curated record.
AUUUGACAGUUCAUUUAUUUUCGUGGUGCGGUGUAGACGUGAACUCGUUCACAAAUCGAAAAUAAAUGCAAUUCAUUUAAAAUAAGUGUAAUAUUCCUGAUAUAAUCUUGUUUAUCAAAUUAUCAUUUUCUAUAAUAACCAGUGUAAAAAAUACAGCAUCAUGAUUAGCGGGCGUGCGUUGCAUUUCGUGUUCAAAGUUGCAGACAGGACCCUAACCGCCAAAUUUUACCGGGAAGUCUUAGGAAUGCAGGUCCUCAGACAUGAAGAGUUCAGUGAAGGAUGUGAGGCCACAUGCAAUGGACCAUACGCAAACAGAUGGAGCAAAACCAUGGUAGGGUACGGGCCAGAAGACACACACUUUGUUGUCGAGCUCACAUACAACUAUGGAAUCACAGAGUACGAGAUGGGAAAUGACUUCAUGGGCCUCACAAUACAGUCCAGCGAGAGUCUCAAACGGGCAGCAGCAAUGAACUGGCCAAUCAAGGAACAAGCUGGCGUGAAGUACCUGGAGGCACCCGGGGGCUACAGGUUCUAUGUCAUUGACAAACCACAGCCAGUUGACAAAGAUCCCGUGGUGAAAGUCGCGCUGGCGAGCUCAAACCUGGCCAAAUCUAUUGAAUACUGGAAUGGUCUCCUUACUCUGAAGAUCUUCAACAAGACUGACAAAUCUGUGCUUCUCGGAUUCAGCGAGGACCAGGCCAAAUUGGAGCUCAUUGAUAUUGGAGCCCCCGUAAACCGAGCCAAAGCCUACGGCCGCAUCGCCUUCUCCGUGCCCUUCGAGCAACAACCCGCCAUCGACCAGGCCAUCCAGCGCGCCCGGGGCAAGAUCCUCACCCCCCUCAUUUCCCUGGACACGCCGGGCAAGGCCACCGUCCGCGUCAUCAUCCUGGCCGAUCCAGACGACCACGAGAUCUGCUUCGUGGACGACGAGAGCUUCCGCCAGCUGUCUCAGGUGGACCCGAAGAGUGAUGCCGAUCUGGACAAGUUUAUCAAGGCGGACAAGUCGCGCGCUAAGUAAGGAUGUUGGGUAUGAAAGAGUAAAUUUUAUUGGUCACAUUUGACAGUUAACUAUAUGCGGAAAUAUUGAAUUUAAAAUAGCGUAUUUCACGUUUCUGUCAAAUGUUACGUAUUUUAGACUCUAGGCUAGGUUAGGUACAUACUAUGUAGUAUAUUGUUUUUUCCGGUUGGUGCACUGGAGAUUUUCUGUAGCUAUCACGAUUAAACGGCACAAAAGCAACACAUAGUGAAAAAAUCACGACAAAAACAAAAUAGUGCUUCAGGUUCUUACUACUGGUUUUUACACCUACGGUCAUCUUCUAUUUUCUUAAAUCUCUAGUGUCCCAAAUAUUAUAAUAAUAAAAGUAGUAUCUAAGCAAUUCCAUAGGCUUAUGUAUGAUAUGUAUAUUGAAAGUAAUAGAGAUGCAAUCACUCAGGAUAAUAACUUAAUUUUAAGUAUUUUUAUUGUAAGCAUAAUAUUAGAAGUACGGAUUUAUUUAGUUGAUAAGAACAUUGGUGAAGCUGAUAUUGUUACAAUUUUGAUGAUUAUUAUGUGUUUGUUUACAUGUUAAUUCCAUAAAAAGUUUUAAGUAUUUAUGUAUUUUACGUUCAAUUAUUCUAAGAAUUAUAUAAAAGCAAAUGUGAUAUUAUUCGUUUUGAACUUUUGGUUAUAUUGAAGUAGAUCGUGCAUUUCAAUAAAAAUAUAUACUUAUAAGUAUAAAAUAUUUUACAAAAUUCCUAUAAAAACAUAAUACCUGUAUUAAAAUUUAAUGCUAUCAAAAGUAAUCUCUGAUUAUAAUCAUGUAUUUAGACAAAGUAAUUA